AUGGGCUCAGAAGUUUAUGUUGAUCCAAAUUCAAACUGCGCAGGAAACAAUGGAUGUGGUAGUUACAAAAAUCCAUAUCCUGAUAUUCAAACAGCACUUGACUUUAACAAAGAUCAAUCAUCACUUGUUAUUAUUGCAAUGCCAGGAACUUAUAGAGGACCAAACAAUAAAGAGUUGUUAAUCAAUUUUAAUGUUGAAAUAAGAUCUGAAGGAGGAUAUUCAGCUACAAUAAUUGAUUGUGAGAAUGCUGGUAGCGCCUUUACUAUUCAAUUCUCAAAUAGCUUCAUUUUGAGUGGAUUUACAAUCACCAAUUGCAAUUCUCAAACAGGAGGUGCAAUUUCAGCAACUGACUCCAAUGUUAAUGUUAAAGAAUCAAAAUUCAUUAACAACAAAGGAUAUCAAGGUGGUGCUAUAUAUCUAGAUAAAACAAAUUUCAAUUUGGAAAAUUCAUUUAUCAGCAAGAAUCAAGCAUUAGAUAAAGGUGCCGCAAUCUAUAUAUCAGAUUCUUCAUCAAAUAUUCUUUCAACAGAGAUAAAAUGCAACACUGGAAAUGAAAUACAAUUGAUUGGAACUUCAAUGAUGUUGUUUUCAACUGAUCUCUCAAAGGUUGCUGUGAAUUGUGAUGAUUCAUCAUCAAUUGAUUCUGACAAUGGUGCUUCAUAUUGUUCAUUAUCAAACAAUCAACAAUGCACCCUAGAACCAAAUUCAGCAAUUCAGAAGGAUUUAACCGGUUCAUCGAGUGACUCAAGUAGUGAAUCUGAUUUCCUUUCAAUUCAACCUGGAUGGAAGUUUAGAUCAUUCCAAUCAUGUAUCAUUCCAGAACCAACUCAAUUCCAGGGUGAUAUAAUAAUACCAAGUGAAUGUGGAGUGAUACCAACAAAUUAUUUAAUUAAUCCUGAAUUCAGCAAUUGGAUUAGAUCAGCAAAAUGUCCAGUUUCAGGUAUUUUAGAAUCAGAUAUUCAAAUCAACAAAACAAUUGAUUAUGAUUUCAAAUUGGAAGCAACCAAUCUUGGAGUUGUUGUUUAUGUUGAUAAUACAGUUCUUUUUGAUUCAUACUUUUCAAAUGAAAAGAUCAAAUCAUUCAGAACCAAACUGUUAUCAUCGAAACAAGAAUAUCAUUCAGUCACAAUUUUGAUAUUCUCAGCAUCGAGUGGUCAAAGAUCUUUAAGUUUGAAAUGGAAGAGUUCUGAUUCUGGUGAAUAUCAAUCAUUGAAUUCAUAUUUGAUUUUAGAAGAGUCAAAACCAGCACCAAUAUGUGGUGAUAAGAUUUGUAAUGAAGCUCCUGAAAGUUGUUUAUUGGAUUGUUUUGAUCAAAUCGUCAAUGAUUGUUCAGGACAAGCACCACCAAUUGGUAUGCCAAAUAAAUUCAAAGGAGGAAUGUCAAACAUUCAAACUCAAAUUUUAGACAAUUAUUACCUUUUCACAUUGCCAGGAUUGAAUUAUAUGGGCCAUGGAGUUGAUCUCGAAACAAUGGAAGAUAAUGCAGCACCUUUAUUCUCGAUUUCAUAUUGCAGCAAUCAAUCAUUUUCAACAUUGGAAGAUCAAUAUCGUGAUAUGGUUUAUACAAUUCCACAUGGAUUCUCUGCUCAGAAAUCAAUCAAAUGUGAUUAUUCAACAAUGAGUAGUUUCUCAUCAACUGCAAAAUCAUUUUCUUAUAAGAAGGGUAUAAAUGCCGGAAUUCAUACCGAAGCCCAUUUAGAAAUGGAUUAUUGGUUGGUUGAAGCAUCACUCCAAUUGGCAUUUUCAUUGGAUUUUGGUAUGCAAUUUGCAGGAGGUUAUGAUUCAACAGUUUCUGGAUCGAUUGCAUCAACCAAAUUCCAAUGUGAAAUCUAUAAAGCACACAAUAAUGAUCCGAAAUUCCAUCCGAAAUUCAUCCAAGACAUUUCAAAAGUCAAAAGUGUUGAUGAUAUGAUGGUUGUUGUUAAGAAAUAUGGAAUCUUUUACAAAGAAACCGCAACUCUUGGUGGAACUCUUGAACAAGUUUCAAAAGUCAGUCAAGUCAACUUUGCAUCAAGAUCAUCAAAUUCACUUGAUAUCAAUCUUGCAUUGUCUUUUGCAGCACAAGCAUCUGGAUUUGGAAUGAAAGGUGGGGGUUCAUUUGAAGGAUAUUUUGAUUAUUCAUCAAGUGAGUCCAAACAAAAUGGAUUUGAACAAUCAUCAAGUUUCUCUCGAAUCAUUGUUAAAGGAGGAGCUGCUGGAUCUUAUGGUGCUAAUGUCAACAAUCCAAUCAAAUCAUGGGCUGAUAAUCUCGAUCUUCUUCCAAUGCCAAUCGAUUACAAAGUUAAAUAUGUUGUUGAUAUCAUUCCUGACGCAUGGCAGAUCAAAAGUGGAUCGAAUGUCAAACAACUUUGGAGAGAUGCUCAAAGAAAAUUAUAUGUUGGCAAAUUCAAAUCCAUCCAAAAUACUCUUUAUUCAGGAAUCACAGUAUCUAAAGGUAGUUUUGAAAAUAAAAAUGCUUUCUCUUCCGUGUCCACGUGCAGAUAUCUUGGAUCCAAUGGAAAUUACUAUGAUUUUGGAGAGUUUAUUAAAUACCAAAAUGAAUACUAUAAAACAAACUUUCCUCUAAACCAAGAUGAAAAAUAUGAUAUUUAUUUCAACUUAUGUGGAAAUGUUUCAUUGUGUGAUAAUUUGCUUGGAUAUACCAACAACCAAGCAUGUAUGAUAGAAAGCACUAAGAACAAUUCUCUUGGGUCAGGAACACCUGAGGUAAGAGAGAUACCUAAUGGAUUGUCAUUGCUAUACACAGCUAAUCCUAGUGAUAAAAAAAAAUGUGGGUCCUCGAACAAAAACAGAACGCUUUCUAUAGAACUAUUGUGUGAUCUAACGAUCGAUAUGUCUAUUUCAGACUUAUCAGAAAGCCCAGAAUGCAAAUAUAAACUUACCAUUAAGUCUAAAUAUGCAUGUCCACAAAUUCAUCUCUAUGACGCAUUCACUUCAAGAUUCUAUAGAUUGACACCUGAAACUAUCAUUGGUAGCUCACCUUUUGCAGUUAAAUAUCAACCAUUUGACUAUAAGCCAAAUCAUAUCCAACUCUAUAUAAAGUUAGUAACAAGUGGAGUGCCGAGCAUAAAUGACCAAAUGGUGAUCAGAUUAUAUACACAGUACAAAACCUUUAUUGAAUAUAGAUUGUUUUCAGAAGUAGCAUUCGACCCUCUUUUUAUUUCAUUCGACUCAAAUGAAUACCCUGGAGAGAUCAUUGGAAUGUCAAUUAUUUUAAUUGGUGCCCCUAAUAUUGCUUCUUUCUUUCAUAUGUCAGUUGGUUACGUAUUGGCUAUCCAACAAUGUCCAGACGUCAAUGGAAAGAUUACUAGUGACUGUGUCAGUCCUAAGGUCACCUCCAUUGAGAAAGGAUACUCAAGAGCAUAUGUUUCAGCACCGGGAGACUAUGAUUACAAUUCCGGUAUAAUAUUUGUGCCACUCAAUCCAUUUGGAGUCGGAGAUUCAUCAGCCUACUCAUUUUAUAAAUAA
This is a messenger RNA of Heterostelium album PN500, 3468 nucleotides long. RefSeq lists its product as uncharacterized. The transcript has 7 exons. Bases 1 to 3468 code for a protein of 1155 amino acids. The record is from RefSeq and is a predicted model, not a curated record. Lineage: Eukaryota; Evosea; Eumycetozoa; Acytosteliales; Acytosteliaceae.